GAGUCGGCGCCUGCGUACUAAGACCCGUGUGCAGCAGCGGCGGCGGUAGAGGCGGCGGCGGCGGCGGCAGCGGGCUCGGGGGCAGCGGUUGGGCUCGCGGCGAGCGGACGGAGUCGAGUCAGUGCGUUCGCGCGAGUUGGAAUCGAAGCCUCUUAAAAUGGCAGAUGAUUUGGACUUCGAGACAGGAGAUGCAGGGGCCUCAGCCACCUUCCCAAUGCAGUGCUCAGCAUUACGGAAGAACGGCUUUGUGGUGCUCAAAGGCCGGCCAUGUAAGAUCGUCGAGAUGUCUACUUCGAAGACUGGCAAGCACGGCCAUGCCAAGGUUCACCUGGUUGGUAUUGACAUCUUUACUGGGAAGAAAUACGAAGAUAUCUGCCCAUCAACUCAUAAUAUGGAUGUCCCAAACAUCAAAAGGAAUGACUUCCAGCUGAUUGGCAUCCAGGACGGGUACCUGUCACUGCUUCAGGACAGUGGGGAAGUGCGAGAGGACCUUCGUCUGCCUGAGGGAGACCUCGGCAAGGAGAUUGAGCAGAAGUAUGACUGUGGAGAAGAGAUCCUGAUCACGGUGCUGUCUGCCAUGACAGAGGAGGCAGCUGUUGCAAUCAAGGCAAUGGCAAAAUAACUGGCUCCCAGGGCGGCGGUGGUGGCAGCAGUGAUCCGAGCCUGCAGAGGCCCCUCCCCCAGCCUGGUUCUGCUCUGGCUGGCCCUUGGCUGGACUCUAUACAAUUUAUUUGACGUUUUAUUUUGGUUUUCCACACCCCCCCAAACUGUCGGGGAGCCCCUGCCCUUCAACUAGCUCCCUUGGCCAGGAGAAAGGGAGCCAUGGCCUUGGUGAAGCUGCCCUCCUCUUCCCUUGCACUACAGCCCUGGUGGGGGAAAGGGGAUGGGUGCUGCUUGUGGUUUAGGUUUUUUUUUUUUUCUUUUUUUUUUUUUUUUAAUUCAGCUUGGAAUCAGAAAGCUGUAGAUUCUGGCAAAUGGUCCUUGUCCCCUUUCUCCCACUUGUCCCUGGUCUAGUCCCUGUUCUCCAUAACUCUUCACCUCCAGGCACCACGUGUACAGACUGGGGACCAGUCCCCUUCCCUGCCUGUAUUGUGUCUCUUCCCAAACCCCUUUAGGGGUAGCAAGAAGAGGAGAGGGGAGGGGACCUGCUCCCUCCUCAGGCACCUGAGAGGGCCCUGCCCCCAUGGGCUUCAUCUUCUCCUGCGGGCUCUCCCUGACACAUUUGUUAAAUCAAACCUGAAUAAAACAACAAGUUUACUAUGAA
Molecule: messenger RNA, 1264 nt
Organism: Jaculus jaculus (lesser Egyptian jerboa)
Lineage: Eukaryota; Metazoa; Chordata; Mammalia; Rodentia; Dipodidae
Gene: Eif5a
Product: eukaryotic translation initiation factor 5A
Exons: 6
Coding region: 158-622 (154 amino acids)
Biological process (GO): positive regulation of translational elongation; positive regulation of translational termination
Molecular function (GO): RNA binding; ribosome binding; translation elongation factor activity
Source: RefSeq, a predicted model, not a curated record